This is a messenger RNA of Heteronotia binoei (common prickly gecko), 2045 nucleotides long. It is a transcript of the gene HRG, whose product is annotated as histidine rich glycoprotein. The transcript is spliced from 7 exons. Gene Ontology annotation, cellular component: endolysosome; extracellular region; blood microparticle. Gene Ontology annotation, biological process: regulation of platelet activation; negative regulation of fibrinolysis; heme transport. The record is from RefSeq and is a predicted model, not a curated record. Lineage: Eukaryota; Metazoa; Chordata; Lepidosauria; Squamata; Gekkonidae. The coding region runs from base 168 to 1925 and encodes 585 amino acids. Gene Ontology annotation, molecular function: serine-type endopeptidase inhibitor activity; cysteine-type endopeptidase inhibitor activity; zinc ion binding.
UUCUGUUCAUUAUUAAUCAUUCCUUUUCUGUUUGCUCUUCCUAACUAGGAAUCAAGGCUGUUGCUUCGGUGAUGCAGAAGCCCCAGUUCAAUACAACUGGAAGGGCUUUUCUGAUGUAAACUUGGCAAAGGGGAAAAGCUCAGGAGCUCUCGCAUCCUGCAGGGCAAAUGGAGCUGCUACCGGCCUUCGUGCUCUGCACCAUUUUGCUCUGCUCCAGUGCCCAAAGUCCACCCUCUGUGGCUUCAGCAGACUGCCAUGAGACAGAAAAGGAUGCCGGGGUGGCCCUUGACUUGAUCAAUAAGCACCGCAGGGACGGCUACAUCUUCUCCCUGCUGCGGGUUGCGGACGCUCACGUCCAACAUGUUGAAAACGCAUCCAUCUUUUACUUUAUUCUGGAUGUGCUGGAAACAGAAUGUCCUGUCCUCUCCAGGAAACACUGGGAGACCUGUGAAUACGGGCCCUUCUUUGGCACCUCGGACUUUGGGCGCUGUAAUGCUGUUGUCUACAUAGAUCAAGCACUUCAAGGAGAAAGGCUGUAUGGAUACAAUUGUACUAUGAGCCCAGUGCCACCAAAAUUGUAUGAGUGCAAACGAUGUCCAGUCAGGAUCACAGUCUUGGAAAAUGUUCAGCAGUACGGUGCAGAAGCUGAGAGGAUCCUGGAACAGUACAUUCAGGAGAGCAAUGAGACUAAACAUUUCAAGGUGGCUCGAGUCACAAAAGCUUUGUUAGGGGUAGCAGAUCGUACUACAUAUUAUGUAGAAUUUACCAUAAAGGAGACCACAUGCUCUAAGAACAAGCUGCCGUCAUCGGUGUCUGGAUGCAAAUUUCUUCCUGAUCGAGAAGCGCACACUGGAUUCUGCAUAGGGAAAGUGCUUAACGGCACAAAAGACCUUGACGGCGUUGAAGUAGAGUCCUGUGAAAUCUACGAAAGCCAGCUCGGGAGACACCCCAUCCACGGUCACCCCCACAAUGAUACUGGAGAAUCCCAUCCCUACUGCAACGUUUGUGGGCACAGAGGCCGAGACCAUUGGCACAGACGUCAUCACCAUCAUCAUCCUGACCACCAUCGUCCAUGUUCUCCUCACCACCACCAUCAUCGUCCUCCCCACAAUGAUACCGGAGAACGCCAUCCCCCCAGCAACGUUUCUGAGCACAAAUGCCACCACCCAUGGCACAUCCAUCAUCAUCAUCCUGACGACCCUCGUCCAUGUCGUCCUCACCACCACCACCACCACCACCACCACAGCCACCAUUCUCCUCCUCCACGCCAGCACCAUCAUUGUCCCGACUGUCCCCAUCAUCAUCCUCCCUACGGUCAUCACAGAGAUAGGCACAGCCACGGCCAUCAUCCCUGCGGCUCUGCAGGGCCCGUCGAUCGUUCUAAUUCCUCCAAAGAGAGCCAAGAAAAAGUCUAUCCGGACAUUCCUCCUCCCCCUGGACGCUAUUACCCUCCUCCCCCACCAGGUGGCCCACACCACUUUCCCCCUAGUAAAUUUCCCCCACCACCAGCCGGGCCCCCACCUCCCCCUCAUCGUCACCACCAUCCAGAAGGACCCGAUUUCCGUCCACCGCCGCGAUCCCCCUGUGGCCGCCGGCACGGCCACCACCACGAACACCGGUGGAACGACACUUUGCACAAAAACAGAGAAAACACUUCCUCAAAAGACCAUGAGUCGUUCCAGUCCCCCCAUUCUUUCCUUGAAGUUGAGGUUGCUUCGGUCUAUCGCGUUCCGUUGGCGAGCGAACGUGAUGUUCUCCAGGCUCCCGGUGCAGAUUUCAUUUUCCCUUCACACGACAAAUAUGAGAAAGCAGUUGCUCGGCCUUUUCCACUCACCCCUUCGGAUUCGGAAUCGUGUCCAGGAAAGCCCACCAUUGAUCCGCCCUUUGACCUUCUGUCUUUGUAUCCCCCUCCCCUUACCCGUUGAACGCAUUUCCAUUCAAUGAUAGCAUUUAAAAUUACAAACGUGUAGCUUAAUUGACCUCAGCAAUGUGGUGUUACUGUUUCUGAGCUACAGUCCGGAAAAUAAAAAUACCCGUGUGCCAAA